This is a messenger RNA of Xenopus laevis (African clawed frog), 656 nucleotides long. RefSeq names its product phosphatidylglycerol--prolipoprotein diacylglyceryl transferase-like. The record is from RefSeq and is a predicted model, not a curated record. Bases 76 to 570 code for a protein of 164 amino acids. Lineage: Eukaryota; Metazoa; Chordata; Amphibia; Anura; Pipidae. The transcript has 4 exons.
CAUUCUCUAUAGACUGUUGACAUCAAUCAGUCUUUUGAUGCUUGUGUGCCGAGGGUAAGUAUUUCCCUUUUAGGUAUGAAGCAGGAGCUGCUGAGAGACAUCCAGAAGGAGAUGAGGAUAGCAGCAGGGGCAGAAAAGCUGUACCGUGUCACCAAGGACAGACAGACCAAAGCCCAGGUGAAGAAGCUGAGGACGAGCAGUGAGAAGAAGGUGAAAGCCCUUUACUCCGCUCUCCUCAAGCUCAAUGAGGAUAUAGCUCAGAGGGAAGCAGAGAAUGCUCCAGAUGCAGUACCGGAGAAUACCAGUGACACCGGGGUAAACAUCCAAGCAAGAGAGAUCACUGCGCCUGAGGUUCAGGUCAUUUCAGAACCUGCCAGUGAUACUUCCCAACAUCAACAUCACGAAUCAUCUGAGGAACCUGUUCCAGAGACAGAACAGCCGCCCGAAGAGCCAUCUGACAGUGACUUACCUGCAAACGACAUCAAUGAGGAGGCAGAGGAAGAGGCAAAAGAAGCAGUUGUUGAAGAACAUCCAGUGCAAGAACAGCCUGAGAACGAGGAAGAAAGGUGAGAUCACAGUUUACACGCAAGGCCGCAGUUUAGCCUGCUUUCUUCUAUAAACAUUACACUUUUAUUAUAAUGAUAUUUUACCUCAAU